Messenger RNA from Paraglomus brasilianum, 401 nucleotides. Lineage: Eukaryota; Fungi; Glomeromycota; Glomeromycetes; Paraglomerales; Paraglomeraceae. The record is from the annotation of a GenBank genome assembly.
AUGGAACCAUAUUUGAAAAACAUGGAGACCUAUAAUCCAAAGUUACAUUAUGAUCUGGAAUGGAUUCACUUAGUAUUCAAUAAAUUUGUUAUUGAAUGGGAACAAGGCAUGAAUGCAUUAGCAGAUGAUAAUUGGAAGCAUGGAUUAUCAGAGGGCAGUUCGUAUGCAUCGAAAAUGCGUAAAAACAAAAAAGAAAAAUUGGAAAAUCCGUUAUUCAUUUCAAGAGAAAUACUAGCUGGUGAGGUCACUAGAACAGGAGAUAUUCACGAUAAAAAAUAUUUAGGAGACAGAAUGAAACUAUUAAAACUUAUGAAAGAUAUGUUUGAUUUAAUAAUUGAAUCACUUCCACCAACCACAAUCGAAAAUUACGAGUCUUUGUACAUUUGGAAUACAACUUUUCA